Molecule: messenger RNA, 1172 nt
Organism: Gossypium raimondii (Peruvian cotton)
Lineage: Eukaryota; Viridiplantae; Streptophyta; Magnoliopsida; Malvales; Malvaceae
Exons: 4
Coding region: 173-811 (212 amino acids)
Source: RefSeq, a predicted model, not a curated record
UCUCAGUUUUUACAUUUUAGUUCUCUCCCGAAGUCUCUCACUCAAAACCAAAAAACAAAAAACAGAGCAUCCACUCUUUUUUUCUUGAGUUUCCUUUGUAAUUUAGUUCAAGCUGGCGAUUGAAAAUAAAGAAACCACUGUUCGUGAAAUCAAGCCCAAGAACAGAAGAAUAAUGGGAGCUGGUGGGCCUGAUGAAGAAGAUAAUAGGUGGCCGCCAUGGUUGAAACCUUUACUGAAAGAACAGUUCUUUGUUCAGUGUAAACAUCAUGUUGAUUUUCACAAGAGUGAAUGCAAUAUGUUCUGCUUAGAUUGCGUUAAUGGCGCUCUCUGUUCUUUCUGCUUAGCGUAUCACAAGGAUCAUCGUUAUAUCCAGAUAAGGAGGUCUUCAUACCACGAUGUGAUAAGAGUAUCUGAGAUACAAAAAUACCUAGACAUAUCUGGAGUCCAAACUUAUAUAAUCAACAGUGCUAAGAUCGUUUUUCUUAAUGAAAGGCCACAACCCAGGCCUGGAAAAGGUGUUACCAACACUUGUGAGGUCUGUGAUCGCAGCCUUGUCGAUUCCUUCCGUUUCUGCUCUCUUGGCUGCAAGAUUGUUGGAACAUCAAAGAAUUUCCACAAGAAGAAAAGGCAGCUAGGUAUGAACAUGGCAGCAUUAGACUCUGAGGAUUCAUACAGUAGCAGUUGCCAUGAGAAGAUUAACAACAAAGUGCAGAGCUUUAGACCAUCAACACCACCUCCAACUCGAACUGCCAAACGAAGAAAAGGGAUUCCCCACAGAGCACCAAUGGGAGGAUUAAUCAUAGAAUAUUAAGCCAAAGAAAUGCCGUAAAAGAUAGUGGUUUAUAUCCUUUUAUAUUUACCCUGCUAGUGUUAGUAUUAGUGUUACGCCAUACAUACCUCUCUCUACUAUUAUGUAUAUUAUAUAGAAGUGGAAAUACUCAUAAUGAUAAUGAGCCAGCUUUUCUAAGUGAGUGACUAUAGACAUAAGUUUUUGGAAAAUGCUAAAUUGUAAAUAGGGUCUUUCUGGUUGUAGGGCAAGAAGACUAAGAGCAAUGUGAAAGACAGGGAAAAUACCAUGUAUUGUACUCCUUUCCCAAGGGGAUGUUUAUAUCUUUUUUGCCUAGAUAUGAAUUUUGAGUUCUAAUCUAAAGAAGCCGUAUUUUGUCUGCUUA